This is a messenger RNA of Xyrauchen texanus (razorback sucker), 4359 nucleotides long. Its product is annotated as ribosomal protein S6 kinase alpha-6-like. Gene Ontology annotation, molecular function: magnesium ion binding; ribosomal protein S6 kinase activity; ATP binding. The coding region runs from base 149 to 2371 and encodes 740 amino acids. The record is from RefSeq and is a predicted model, not a curated record. The transcript is spliced from 22 exons. Gene Ontology annotation, biological process: protein phosphorylation. NCBI's taxonomy places the organism in Eukaryota, Metazoa, Chordata, Actinopteri, Cypriniformes, Catostomidae.
CGGCCAUAUUUGUGUUAAUACGCGAGGGGAACGGGUGGUUCGUAUGGUCCGGUCAGUUACGUCGCGCGCGUCACCUGAUUCUCACGCGCGUUAAACGGUCACACAUGGCUGAGAAAUGCCCCACGGAGUACCCCUCUAGUUGAACCAUAUGAUAUCUUUUGCCCCCGCGCAGGAGUCCUCGCUCAAAAUGGAGGCGGAGAGCGUCAGCGGUGAGAUGAAUGGGCAUCAGAUGAUGGAUGAGCCGAUGGAGGAGGAGUCCUACACACACUGUGAUGAGGGGCCUUAUAAAGAGAUCCCCAUCACUCAUCAUGUGAAGGAGGGCUGUGAGAAGGCAGAGCCAAGCCAGUUUGAGCUGCUCAAGGUUUUGGGGCAAGGCUCCUUUGGAAAGGUGUUUCUGGUGCGGAAGUUAAUGGGUCCAGACGCUGGUCAGCUGUAUGCAAUGAAAGUGCUCAAAAAGGCAUCUUUAAAAGUGAGGGACAGAGUUCGCACGAAGAUGGAAAGAGAUAUUCUGGUGGAGGUCAAUCAUCCUUUCAUUGUGAAGUUGCACUAUGCCUUUCAGACAGAAGGGAAACUCUAUUUAAUUCUGGAUUUUCUCAGGGGCGGGGAUGUAUUUACACGUUUAUCCAAAGAGGUUAUGUUUACAGAGGAGGAUGUGAAAUUCUACCUUGCAGAGCUGGCCCUUGCAUUGGAUCACCUACAUAACCUAGGCAUUGUUUACAGAGACCUGAAGCCUGAAAACAUUUUGCUUGAUGAAGCUGGACAUAUCAAGUUAACAGACUUUGGGCUCAGUAAAGAAUCUGUAGAUCAGGACAAAAAAGCAUAUUCUUUUUGUGGCACUGUGGAAUAUAUGGCCCCUGAGGUGGUCAACAGAAGAGGUCACACACAGAGUGCUGAUUGGUGGUCUCUCGGCGUACUGAUGUUUGAAAUGCUGACUGGAACGUUACCGUUUCAAGGAAAAGACAGGAAUGAGACCAUGAACAUGAUUCUCAAAGCAAAGCUGGGAAUGCCACAGUUUUUAAGUUUGGAAGCACAAAGUCUUUUACGAAUGCUCUUCAAAAGAAAUCCAUCAAAUCGUUUAGGGGCGGGUCCUGACGGAGUGGAGGAGAUUAAACGACAUGCAUUUUUCUCCACCAUAGACUGGAAUAAAUUGUACCGGAGAGAACUUCAGCCUCCGUUCAAACCUGCCGCAGGGAAACCAGACGACACAUUCUGCUUUGACCCAGAAUUCACCGCCAAAACUCCCAAAGACUCACCAGGCAUUCCUCCCAGUGCUAACGCUCACCAGCUCUUCAAAGGCUUCAGUUUUGUAGCUCCAGCAUCAUUGGAUGAAAGCAAAAACACCCCACUAGUCAGCAUCCUCCCCAUAGUUCAGAUGCACGGCGGCUCAGCUCAGUUCUCUGAUGUGUACGAGUUGAAGGAGGAUAUCGGUGUGGGCUCGUACUCCAUCUGCAAACGCUGCAUUCACAGAGUGACCGCCAUGGAGUUCGCUGUCAAGAUUAUUGACAAAAGCAAGCGAGACCCUUCAGAGGAGAUUGAGAUACUGAUGCGGUACGGACAACAUCCCAACAUCAUCACGCUAAAGGACGUGUAUGACGAGGGUCGUUUGGUGUAUCUGGUGACGGAGCUGAUGAAGGGUGGAGAGCUGCUGGAUAAGAUACUCCGGCAGAAUUUCUUCUCGGAGCGGGAGGCCAGCGCUGUGCUCUACACCAUAACCAAAACUGUGGACUACCUGCACUGCCAGGGGGUGGUGCACAGAGACCUGAAGCCCAGUAACAUCCUCUACAUGGAUGAUUCAGGAAACGCCGACUCCAUCCGCAUCUGUGACUUUGGCUUUGCUAAACAGCUGAGAGGAGACAACGGGCUGCUGCUCACUCCCUGUUACACAGCUAAUUUUGUGGCUCCUGAGGUACUGAUGCGGCAGGGUUAUGAUGCCGCCUGUGAUAUCUGGAGUCUGGGCGUUCUCCUCUACACCAUGUUGGCAGGGUACACACCAUUCGCCAACGGACCCAAUGACACACCAGAGGAGAUUCUGUUACGCAUCGGCAGUGGAAAAUUCUCUCUUAAUGGAGGCAACUGGGAUUCAGUGUCAGACUCCUCAAAGGAUCUGUUGUCUCAUAUGCUGCAUGUGGACCCUCAUCAGAGAUACUCCGCAGAACAGGUACUGAAACACUCGUGGAUCUCCUGCCGGGAGCAGAACCCUCACUUUCAGCUCACCCGCCAUGAAGCGCUGCAUUUAGUCAAGGGAGCGAUGGCUGCCACAUAUUCGGCCCUAAACCACAAGACCUGUAAACCAGUUCUGGAACCUGUGGCGGCCUCGAGUCUGGCUCAGCGCAGGAACAUGAAGAAGCUGACAUCUACAGACAUGUCCUGAACAGAAACGUGUCAAGAUCACUGUGUCCCCCUCCACACAUCCCCUCACUGAGCACUCCCCUCUCGAGUCCUCACACACAAUGCUGCAGGGAGGAAACAGUCUCUCUAUAACAGCACCAGCUCUUCUCUCAUUUCACAACUGCUGGAUCUGAAGGUUCACUGAGCAAGUCUAAUGUUCUUACUUUUAGGAAUUCUCCUGUUUCCUGAGAAUUAAUCUCUGCUUGGGUGAAUCUCGUGAAAACGUGCAGGUUAUAUUUCAACCCACAAUUGAAAUAAUAAUGAAAAUAAAUCACGUUUUCUAUUGUGGAUAAAGAAAAAGAAACCCAUUUUUAAAAUAUUUUUUGUUGUUGUUGCAUUGUGACAUCUACAUAUAAUGCAAGAAAAGUUUUUUUUUUUUUUUUUUUACAGUAAUUAUAGUGAUCCUGUUCAAACACAUUCAAAUCAGGAAAACAAUUAUGUGUAACAAACAACACCAUGAUGUAUAAAACUUUUUUCAUAAAAUAAAAAAUGAUUUUUGUCACAAUAGGAGGGUUUGAAUGUGCUUAAUUAUAAUUGAAUUAUUGUCACAAUGCAAAAAAUAACAAUUUGUUUGUGCAAAAUAUUAGUAUACAUCUGAAAAAAAUAUAUAUUUUUGGGGUGCGACUUUUAAAAAAAAAACAACAAAAAAACAUUUAAUCCCCUUUUCUCCCAAUUUGGAAUGCCCAAUUCCCAAUACUUAGCAGGUCCUCGUGGUGGCGCAGUUACUCUCCUCAAUCCGGGUGGUGGAGGACAAGUCAAGAGACCGUCAAUCUGCGCGUUUUAUCAUGCGACUCGUUGUGCAUGACCCCGCAGAGACUCACAGCACGUGGAGGCUCAUGCUACUCUCCACGAUCCACGCACAACUUGCCAGACACCCCAUUGAGAGUGAGAACCACUAAUCGUGACCACGAGUAGGUUACCCCAUGUGACUCUACCCUCCCUAGCAACUGGGCCAAUUUGGUUGCUUAGGAGACCUGACUGGAGUCACUGGAUUUGAACUUGUGACUCCAGGGGUGAUAGUCAGCGUCAAUACUAGAUGAGCUACAAAGGCCCCCUGAGGUGCGAUAUUCUUGACCAUUUUUGUGUGAUUUACCCAUUUUGGAUGGAUUAACCACUUUGUGUCCUGUCAGAGGUAUCAUGUUAGUGUUGUUGGGCGGAUGCCUGAUGUGUGAAUCAUGUGACGUUACCUCAAGCAGCCAGUGUUACACGUUUCUUUAGCUUGAUGUAUAUAAAGUGUCAUUCGUCAUGAACAUGUUUGUGUGAAUCCUUGAGCACAUUUGCACUGAGACUCGGCAGGUCGUCGCUUCUGCGAGAUGUUUCCUCUCCCUCCAUCCGUUCCUCUGUCUCAGACCGCUCUCUGCCUUUUGUUGAAUUAGAUGUACAUGAGCAAAAGGUGAAGAAAUAAUUCUAUAUUUAUAAAUCUGAAGCGGUGAAUGAAUCCAUGAAGAGAGCUGGACGGGGAGAGAUCUCUGCUCCAGAUGGAGGAAAAUAUUCAGUAAACCUCUUUAAAGACCGUGGAAAUUGUAUCAUAUUGUAUUUAUUUUGUUUAUUUUAAAAAUCUUAUUUUUUCUUUCAGGCUAUGUACAUAUUGACAUUAAAGAACAUUAUUGACAUGAUUUCUCAUGUGUGAUUUAAUUUCAAGCUUUUAAUAAACAAGAUCAUUAUCAAACUGGUAUGAUGGAAGGAUAGUGUCUGUAGCUACAAACGCACUAAAAGCUGCCAGGUCAGCAUAUUUUAGUAAACUCAUAGAAAAUAACCACAACAAUCCUAGAUGUUUAUUCAGUACUGUGGCUAAAUUGGUUAGGAAUAAAGCCUCAACCGAACCAGAUAUUACGUCACACCUCAAGAGUAAUGACUUCAUGAAUUUCUUUACAGAUAAAAUUGAAAUAAUCAGAAAUAAAAUUGGAAUUAUGCAAUCAUCUGUCAUAGCACCUCAGAAAUCAGAGUCGACUAAUUUCCCUCAUGUGCAUC